Messenger RNA from Mya arenaria, 1486 nucleotides. RefSeq names its product lysine-specific demethylase 8-like. Gene Ontology annotation, cellular component: nucleus. The transcript is spliced from 2 exons. The record is from RefSeq and is a predicted model, not a curated record. NCBI's taxonomy places the organism in Eukaryota, Metazoa, Mollusca, Bivalvia, Myida, Myidae. Bases 89 to 1471 code for a protein of 460 amino acids. Gene Ontology annotation, molecular function: histone H3K36 demethylase activity.
CUAUAUUGAAAACUCCCAUUUUCUCUUCGAUUUGUUUACAAACAAAACGAGAAAAACAUCUGCAUAUAUAUCAAAGGUAUCGUCAGACAUGGAUUCCAGUACUAACAAAAGUGAUGGAAAUAACACGCACAAGAAACUGAUGGAAUCGUUCAUAGCUGCCCUUGACACACACACCAUCUCCAAGCAUGUGGAUAGCGACUUUGUAGGGGAGGCUGUAUUAAGCAAAAUUAACGCAUGUGUAGGUUACUUUAAGGCCCAUAAAUUUGGAACAUGCACGGAGUUGUGUGGAUUUAUGCUAGACAUUGUAUGGGAGAAACUCAACACGGGUCACUGGAAAGAUGUCAUCAUAAGUUGGAGGCAUGCUUAUACUAUUAUAUCAGUGUGUAAAGCUUCCUCUGAAUAUUGUCAACUCAUCGAAGAGGAGGGUGAUGUUAGUUUUCAAAUGGUAAUGAAGUCGUGUGAUAUGGGACUGCUCAUGGGGGCUCCGGUCUGUGAUAACAUUCUUGCAAGUCUGAGUUCUUUUUUGCAACAUGUAUAUCAAUGCAAGGUGCAGGGUCAGUCAGAUGAGAAAAAUGCUAGCUCAAAAUUAGCCUUUGAAUGCAGAAAAAGAAAGAAGGGUGAAUUUAUGGAAGAUAAGAACGAAGAACAAGUCACAGAUAUAAACAAUGAUACACAUGAAACUGAUUUAAAGAAAUAUAAGCGCAAUACAAGAUCUGAAGGUUUGGAAAGUAGAAUGGAUCCGGAAAAGAUUAUACAAAGGAUUGCCUGUCCAUCUAUGGAACAUUUCAUGACGCACUUUAGGAGCUCUGAGACACCGGUAAUAAUAACUGGAGCAAUGGACGGUUGGCCUGCAAUGUCGUCUAGAAAGUGGUCCUUGGAUCAUAUUAAAGCUAAGGCUGGCUACAGAACUGUGCCUAUUGAGCUUGGUUCAAAAUACACUGAUGAUAGUUGGUCUCAGAAAUUGAUGACAGUGAGGGAGUUUAUAGAAACACACAUUGAAGGUAAAUCUGAUACCGCAACGGACGAUGUUCCAAUUGGAUAUCUGGCCCAACAUCAGUUAUUUGAACAAAUACCGGAGCUCGAAAAAGAUAUUCUCACUCCUGAUUACUGCUAUCUUGGUGAUUCAGAUGAUGUAGAUAUCAAUGCAUGGUUUGGACCAGAAGGAACCGUGUCGCCAUUACAUUAUGACCCGAAACACAACUUUCUCUCUCAAGUGAUUGGUAGGAAAUAUAUUAGAGUUUACCCAUACUCUGAAACAGAUAAGCUUUAUCCCCAUGAAUCAACAUUGCUUAAAAAUACUAGCAGGGUGGACGUGGAUCAUUGUGACACAGUGAAGUUCCCUGAUUUCCACCGGGCAAAGUACAGGGAAUGCAUUUUGGAGCGUGGCGAAAUGUUGUACAUGCCACCGAAAGUGUGGCAUUUUGUUAAGUCGCUGUCUGUAAGCUUCUCUGUCAGUUUUUGGUGGGAAUAAAGUAAGUUACUUGUA